AUGGCAGUAGUGGUUUUUUUGAAAGUGAUUCGAAUGUCCCGCGCGUCAUGCGCGUCGGUGCGGCACGCCACCUUAGCGCUUGCAAGCGCAACACACAUCCGGCUGGGCCUUGUUGCUCCCCAACAAUGGAGUCAUCGUGAAAGUGCGUCCCUCUACAACGUUCUCGUGUUACUUGUGGGCUGUGUACGAAUUUCCCGAACGUCUUGCGAUCGUCGACGACGAUUUGUGUUCGCGUCGCGCCGUGCGAACGCGCCGAUGAUGGAAGCCCCCAGCUCGGAAGGCGUCGUCAUUACGGACAUUUCCGAAGCCGAACAUCUUGCGAACGAGCACGAUGGCGGCGAGAGCGGCGACCAGCCGGCGGGCGUCGGUGGCGAAGUCGACGACAAGUCACGCGUGACAAUCCAGGCGGUGCGCCAUGGCGGCGUUCCCGUCACGCUGCCCGUGGGCUCACUUAUCACCUCCACCUUCAACGUCAUCACACAGGAGCAGCUUUCGCACUUCAAGCCUAUGCUCUGCGUGGACAAUAAUGGCUAUAUUGCGACGGACGCCGCCGGCGGCGACUUGAAAACGAUCGUCAUCCAAGAAGAUGUGAGUGGAAACAGCACCCCUGCGGCGGUAAGCGCGUCGGUGGGGUCAUGGAACGAAGCUGCUGGUCUGCCAAUUCUUCCGGUGAGAUGUAAGAACACCUCGGCGGAGUUGCACAAGAAUCGCUUCGGCUCCGGCGGUCGAGGUAGGUGCAUCAAGCUAGGCAACACUUGGCACACUCCCAGCGAAUUUGAAGCACUUUGCGGUCGCGCAUCUAGCAAGGACUGGAAACGAAGCAUUCGGUUUGGCGGCCGAAGUUUGCAAACUCUCAUUGACGAAGGAAUCAUACUACCACAUGCCACGAGCUGCACGUGUUCCGCAUGCUGUGAUGAUGAAUCUGCAACUGGUCCAGUCCGGCUAUUCACACCAUACAAAAGAAAAAGAAGGAAGGAAAUGAUGGAUGGUUCAAUGCAUAAAAAAAUGAAAGAGAGCGGCGAUGAGUCCGACGGCGAGCCUGGAAUUCUUACGAAAGACGAAGCCUGGCAGAGUCUCACCGACGGCCUCGACUCCAGUGAGUACCUGAUGGAGACAACCGGUUCCGACCCGGUGCCGAUCCUACGACGCCUCACCGAAAUCUCCGGAGCAAUCACCCGCCUCGCCGCUGAAUUCAAACGUGGCGUUGAAGAACUCAAAUGUAUUCACAGCAAACAAUCCGAUCAGUUCCAGCGCGAGAAAGAGGCCGCAGUACUGGCGGCGAGGGUUGAAGCACAAGUCGCCGCGCUUCAACCUGACAAUGAUAAUACCCUGCAGCCAGCAUUGGAUAACGAAGCGCAUAAAAAAUGCGCGAAUUGUAAUCGUGAGGCGUUAGCGGAGUGUUCCCUAUGUAGACGAACGCCGUACUGUUCUACAUUCUGCCAGCGUAAAGAUUGGGCGUCCCAUCAGGUAGAAUGCGUACGGGGCGUCACUCAAGAUGCACCUCAGCAGUCCAUUAUGUUGAUCGUCGAAAGCGCGGAUCAGCAAUAGUCUGAUUCAGCGUUUUUUUAUGAAGUAUUUUAUUAUUUUAAUUCUCUUGACAUUUAAUUUGUUUGAUUGCCAUUUAAGGAAUUUUUCUUGUACAAAAAAUGAUGUAGAUAUAUUGUGAUGAAACAAAUUUUAAAACAA
Molecule: messenger RNA, 1686 nt
Organism: Dalotia coriaria
Lineage: Eukaryota; Metazoa; Arthropoda; Insecta; Coleoptera; Staphylinidae
Gene: Deaf1
Product: deformed epidermal autoregulatory factor 1
Exons: 2
Coding region: 1-1548 (515 amino acids)
Molecular function (GO): DNA binding
Source: RefSeq, a predicted model, not a curated record